AGGGGAAAGGGAAGUCAUAAAGAUAAUGGGAAUCAAUAACCUUUAUUAUUUUAAUUUCCCUCAAAUUAAUUAUUUAACGAAGCGUGUGUUACUUUAUUUUUAGAAGAAUAAUGAUAUAUUUUCGACAACCACGAUGGAAUUCGUUCAUUUGGUAACCUCGAGUUGAAUUCGAAGUUUUCGGAAUGUGAUUUAAGUUUAAAUGAAAAAAAAGUCCGGAAAAAAUGGAAUGCGCGCCAAGUAGCAAUUUUAAGGAAAGUACAAGGCACACGGAUUACUUCAAGAAUGUGGUCGAGCCUUUGUUGGCGAAUGGCUGUGAGGAUAAAUUAUGCGAAUGGUUGAAAAAGAACGGAUUGAUAUCGAAGCAAUUAUGCUGCAAUAAUGACGAAUGCGGACAAGAGCCGAUGAGAUGGAGUAAAGCUAGAGUGAUAGAUAGAUAUAAUUGGAUAUGCGUUAAAUGCAAAAAGAAAUUACCCAUAAGACACGAAACAUUUCUUGCCGAUUUGAAAUGCGAUUUUGGCAGUAUAUUCAGCGCAAUCGAUGGCUGGUGUUCUCAUAAACUGCUUACCGAAUUCUCUGAUAGUAAAACGUACAAAGUAGCCGUCGGAAAACGUAUUUAUUCCAUGUGCACUUCUGCAGCGGAAUCGUAUAUGAAAAAUCAUCCAGAGCUAGGUGUUUUAGGGGGUAAAACUGCCGAUGGAGAAGAUGCCGUCGUUAUAGUCGAUGUGUUUCCGGAUGGUUCGAUGACGUUACAACCACAAAAUAAUAAUAAUUAUACCAAAAAGGUGUUAUGUAUAGCAGAUACCUCUCAUGGUCCUGCUCGUGUCUGGACACAAUUACUGGAUACUUCGUACGAAGACGACAGCAACAAAAUAGUAGAGACAGUGAUUGCUCACGUGAAACCUAAUUCUAUCAUUGUCACCAGUCAUGUAUUAUAUCCGUACGUUAAGAACAUCUCUGGGUAUACAGAAGUUAUUAAUAUCAAAGCUUUGAUGACAUCCGAUCCUGCCGAAUAUCAGAAAUCACUUAAGAAUAUAGAAACAAUUUGGGCCACAACCGUCGAAACAUGUCAACAAAUUCAAAAUACAAGUCCGAAUCCGGCAGAACAAUCUUUAUGGGAAUUGCAAUGGAGGCAGAUAUUUGGAUUGGAUGCCUUUCGUUACAUACUGCAGCAUUUAGUUCAAUAUUCCAAUGCGCAACAUUCUUCUACUAGUUCUUCUCCAAAAUGAAUUCCAGUUUGUAUUUGUACAUUUUAUUUCAUUAGGCCUAGAUUUUUGUAUUGCUUGUAUUGUUACAUAUCCAGAAACUGUGAUGUUUUGAUCUGCAAAAAUAUUGGGCAUUUUUAUACGCGCGUUUUCAACUUCACCCUAUAGUGUGAAACGCAUUUAUCGAAAUCUAUUUGUGAUUUUUUUGUGAAAUUUUUUUGUUAUGAAUUUUUUUUUCUUUUUUGAUUCAGCCCAUUUAUACGUAACGUAAUCAUAGGACUUUGCUCGCUUCAACUUCUCACUGGGCCUAAGGAAUAAAAUUACCUAAUUACCUUUCGGUACAUUCGUACUCAUCUAAUCUUUAUUUUAAAGUCAUUGAUUGAGAAUAAUUUCUCAAUUUCCAUCCAUUGAUUGGAAAGUUUAAAAAUCAGCUGCCCUGAUUGAAGUACGAUUUUAAUCGUUAUAAUUUAACGAUUUUUCGAAUUGAUUGUUGUUUUGUCUUGAAUUUUUUAUGGAUUGGUGAACGGUUAUGUUAACGCUUCACAAGUUGUUCCUUUGAUUGUUAUUUGAUAUUAGUGUGGUUUCAUUUCUACCUCUGAUAUCUUAUUAUUGUUUUUUUUUUCUUCUUUUUUUUCAAGAAUGCUGUUAGUAAUUUGCUGAAAGAAUUUUCUUUUGUUACUUGUAAGUUUAAUUGCCUAUUUGUUUUAAUUUAUAUAUUCUUGUGUUCGUUACGUUGCUAUUUUUCUAACGGUAAUUAAGUUCCCAAUUUAUCAUAUUCCAGUUGCUUAUUAUUUUGUUCAUUUUAUCGAGUUAUCUUACUAAAUUAGAGUUAUCAAAUCGAAGUGUAAACAGCUUAACCGACUUAAUUACGUUGAACGAAUUUUAAUAUUACUGAUAGUACGUUAAUCGUACAUAUUGGAGACAUUAAGCAUAUUAUUCAGUCAUUAGUUUGAUAUGGUUUAUUUUACCAAAUUUUCAGUACAAAUUAUAGUAGCGACUUGAAUUUACCAGAAAUUCUGACAAUCAAAAAUCUUUCUAAGUUAUUUUUGUGCAUCAUUCCUUUUCGACUCUCCGUUUAAUACGUGAAAUUUUAGUUUAUGAUAAUUUGGACUUUUAGAAAUUGAUAUCGGUUAUUUUGUUUUCGAUAAUAAUCGUUGGAGUUGUGUUUAUCACGUGAAGGAUUUUAUAGUCAAGUUGUUCAGUCAGAUUAGAUAUGAGACUUGAGAAUAGCAAUUUACCAUUUUUAAUUUUAAAUUCACACGAUUGAUUUUAUUUAAUUAUUAUACAUAUUUUGAUUAAUAAUUCGUAAGUUAUUUAUUUUAAGGAAUUAUUUCUAUCAUCACCGAUGUUCAAAUUCACAGUCAUUUCCGUAUACGAUUCGUUGAUAUUUUUGUUCGUAUUUGAAUAGUUUUUUUUUUCUUUUCUAAAUGUGUUUCAAGACCGUAGAAGAAAUUUGUGAAAUCAUUUUUCUAAAAAAUUUUGACCAUUACUGUAUUAGGUAUUCAAAAAAGACGAGUUUAUGUUUUAAAACGAACUGUUCCGUUAUAUAAAUUUUCAAUUCGAAGAGAUUUUUUUUGUAAAAUAUUUUAUAUUUUAUAAGAUUUUUUUUUAGACUGAUGUAUUAUGCGUUGUACGCGUUAUUUUGUAGUUUUCUUCUUUUAUUGUUGAAAUUUUAUUAUUUUGCUGAUGUGAUAAGCUUGUUAACCAGUUGAUUUUUUUUCUCUUUGGAUGAUUACACUUUUAUUGAAUUCUGUUUUAUAAUUUUUAGGUUACAGUUGGUAAGUUUUUAAAUGCUUUUUUUUCAUUUUUUUUUUCUUCUUCAUUCGUACCUAUUUUUUAAACGUAAUUCUGAACGAGUUUAUGUUUUUAUAUUUUAUUUUUAUAAGAUUAUAUUUUAAAAUAGUUAUAAUCAAAACCUCUCGUAGUAUUGCUCGUUUACAGUUUUAAAUAUUAACCUUUUUGUAUCCAGAAAACGAAUGGAAUUUCUUUUUCAAAAUGAGGGUAUUUUUUAUUCACUGGAAAAAUUUUAAAAGUAGAAUUAGUCGACACUUGUUUUUAAAUUUUGACGAUUUUUAGCUUAGAAUUAGAACAUAUGUGUUCACUGUUUCAUCUCUGGCGAUGUAACUAUAGUUUUCUGAAGGUUAUACCGGGGUUAUAUUGAUAGAUUUUUUUGUUUCUUUGGAUGAUGAGAACGUAACACAUUUUUUCAUUUAUUCGUAAGUGAUCUGAUAAGUUAUUUUUAUAUUCAUUUCGAAACUGAUGAACGGUGCUGUAUUUUUACGAGAUGUAUUGAAUUAGGUGAUCUCGAGAUCGAUUUUAUUAAAUCGUAAUCCUUUGAAUUUAAGCGGCCUGGUGUCGAUAUAGCGUUGCAUUUUAAUGUCUUCCCGUAUGAAAUAAUGUAUUUUUUAAUAUUAGGUAAUGUAUGUUUAUUAAGAAUUACGUUAAGACUUGAAAAUAAAUUAAUGAACGUUAUCA
This is a messenger RNA of Planococcus citri (citrus mealybug), 3677 nucleotides long. RefSeq lists its product as uncharacterized. The transcript is spliced from 4 exons. The record is from RefSeq and is a predicted model, not a curated record. NCBI's taxonomy places the organism in Eukaryota, Metazoa, Arthropoda, Insecta, Hemiptera, Pseudococcidae. The coding region runs from base 222 to 1226 and encodes 334 amino acids.